UACACUCUCUGUGGUAUCAGGAAAUCCCAAAACUUUCAUAGAACAGACAUUUGUGAAACUUUUUCACAAAUGUCUGUAAACCUUCCACACAUGUAAAUGUGUUACUUCAGAGUCACAACAUCUGAAGCUCCAAUCUGCAAUUGUUUCUCACAUGCCUACUGACUUACACCUACGCCACUUCCUCUGUGUUUGCCAAGGUGAUAAAAAGCCAUUCUCUUCAAACCAUGAUGGCUAACUCCAGCAGCUUCAAGCUCGACAACGCCACCCUUUCCCUGUUCAAGAACGUAAACGUCAGCAUCACCAUCUCCAUCAUCUACAUAAUCGUCACCGUGGUGAACCUGGUGGGAAACGGCCUCUCCAUGUGGAUCCUCCUCUUCCGCACCUCUCCAAAGACUCCCUCCAUCAUCUUCAUGAUACAUCUCACCCUCACAGACCUGGCUGUUGGCUUUGCUCUACCUUUUCAGAUAGCCUACCAGCUCCAAGACUACCACUGGAAUAUGGGAUCCAACAUGUGCAGUUUCCUGACCCUGACCUUCUACACCAACAUGUACUGUUCCAUCCUGACCAUGAUGGCCAUCGGUAUUGAUCGCUACCUGGGCAUCGUCCGGCCCAUGCUCUUCAGAGAGACCAGAGAGAGGAAAGCUGUGGCUGUCAUAAGCUGUGUCCUCAUGUGGGUCGUGGUCCUGGCCGUUCUGAACCCGCUGAUGACCACAGACCUGACCUUUGACAUCCCUGAACUCGGGAUAACCACAUGCUUUGACAUGCUGAAGAAAGAUAUGCUCCCCUCCAAGAUAGCCUGGGCGGCCUUUGUGUUCGGCAUGGGGUUAAUCCUCUUCUUCCUCCCCUUCUGUGUCACGACAUUCUGCUACAUCAGUGUGAUAUGCAAACUUGCCAGUGAUCGCAAGACAGUGCAGAAAAAUAGAGCAAUACGUCUGGCUGUGGUCGUCAUCCUGGUCUUCAGCCUCUGCUUUGCUCCCAGCAACAUCCUGCUGAUGAUUCAUGGUGUCAUGAGAAUCUUCCAUGGUCAGUCUCUCUAUGCGGCCUACAAACUAUCUCUCUGUUUCACCUGUGUCAAUAGCUGCCUUGAUCCCUUCAUUUACUACUUUGCUUCCAAGGAAUUCAGGCAAAAGCUGAGACACAUAAUGAAUCUGCCGAGCCAGAGCAGUGCAGACUUGAUGAGGACUGACCACAAAGACAGCGUGUACUCUGCACAUUGCACCUUUGAAGGGAGGGAACACAGCAAAGUGUCUUUGAUGCCACAGUAGACCGCAGAACAGAAAAGGAGCUAAAGAGGGAAAAGUGUAAGGAAGUGAAAGAAAACUUUGUAGUUAAGGUUGCGCUGAAUGUUAAAGACUCUUGAAACGUAUUUGUCCUUGGGUCAAAAUGUGAUAUCAUUUUGCUUCUAUUUUUGUUUUUAUGUAAAAUUCAAACCACAGAGGCAGCUGAUUGUCAUUGCUAUUUUUUCUGCAUUACCUUAUGUACCCUUAAUAAAUGUUUUGUCUUUGUUUAUUUUACUAUUAUCAACAUGCAAAGCAACUGUAACUUUGAAAAAUGAUGUAGCAUUCACCAGUGUAAAUAUAAUGUAAAUAAAUUAACUUUUUUUUAAACCUUA
Molecule: messenger RNA, 1612 nt
Organism: Labrus bergylta (ballan wrasse)
Lineage: Eukaryota; Metazoa; Chordata; Actinopteri; Labriformes; Labridae
Gene: p2ry8
Product: P2Y receptor family member 8
Biological process (GO): positive regulation of Rho protein signal transduction; phospholipase C-activating G protein-coupled receptor signaling pathway
Cellular component (GO): plasma membrane
Molecular function (GO): G protein-coupled receptor activity
Source: RefSeq, a predicted model, not a curated record